Molecule: messenger RNA, 792 nt
Organism: Choloepus didactylus (southern two-toed sloth)
Lineage: Eukaryota; Metazoa; Chordata; Mammalia; Pilosa; Megalonychidae
Gene: CCDC172
Product: coiled-coil domain containing 172
Exons: 8
Coding region: 1-792 (263 amino acids)
Cellular component (GO): cytoplasm
Source: RefSeq, a predicted model, not a curated record
AUGAGUUUAGAGACAUUGUUUCAGCAUAUCAUCUUCACAGAGCACCAGGCUGAGGAGAGUCGUCGCUUGAUGCGAGAAGUAAGGUCGGAAAUAAACAGAUGUCGUGAAAAAAUUAAGAAAGCGGCAGAGGAGCUGAAUGAAGAGAAAAUCAAGUUGGAAUCUAAGGUUCAACAAUUUUCUGAAAAAUCCUUCUCCAUACAGCUUUUGAAAACUCGUGAAAAUACCUUAGAGAGACAGUGCAGUGAAAUUUCAGAUCAAAGGAAUAUGCUUCUUCAAACCUUUGAGGCUACAAAGAAGAAAAUGAAAGAGGAAGAGGAAAAAUUCAUUAAAGAAAUUACAAAUUUCAAUAAUGAGUAUGAAAUAACAAAGAAAAGAGAACUUCUCAUAAGAGAAAAUGUCAAGAUUGAAAUAUCUGACUUAGAAGACCAAGCAAACAUGUUGGAAAGGGAAAUUAAGUCAAUGGAACAUGAUAGUAGCCAGUUAAAUGAACUUCAGAAACAAAAGAAUGAAUUAAUACAAGAAUUAUUUACUCUUCAGAGAAAACUUAAAGUUUUUGAAGAUAAAGAGAAUGAGGCGAUUUGUACUACCAAAUACCUAGAGGCAGAAAAAAUAAAAAUCAAGGAAAAGCCUCAAAAUGAUGCUGAAUGCUUAAGACUUAAGAAAGAAUUAGAACUUUAUAAGGAAGAUGACAUGGAAAGUAUUUGUAAAGCUCUCCAAACAGAAAUAGAAUUUUUAGAGGUGACAUUGGCACAGAAAGGUCUCCAGGAAAAUGAAAGACUUACAGAGAAUUGA